This is a messenger RNA of Rhodofomes roseus, 1698 nucleotides long. RefSeq lists its product as uncharacterized. The transcript has 9 exons. NCBI's taxonomy places the organism in Eukaryota, Fungi, Basidiomycota, Agaricomycetes, Polyporales, Fomitopsidaceae. The record is from RefSeq and is a predicted model, not a curated record. Bases 25 to 1557 code for a protein of 510 amino acids.
CCUUAAUUUCUAAAGUCUAACGUCAUGACGUGGCAACCUGACAAUGCCGGUAAUUCAAUUCCUGCCGGCGAACAGCCACGUAAAACUUCUCGCAAGUUCUGUCUACCCUCCGACGCGCCCGGAACCGAUGCAUCAGCGAAAUCACCGGCGCAUCCAGGCUCCGACCGAGAUUUGGACGCAGCUUCUUACUUAGAUUUGAUGAAGGCCCGGGAAGCGGUCAAGCCAAGGGGCCGCCCAAAUAGUGACGUUUAUUUCCCUCCGGAAACAGCUGGAGCGGCUUGUGGAAUUCCGGAGGAUACGGAACGUGAACAAGCUGAGCCAUCGACUACUCAGGAUCACUUGAUUUCGGUUGCCCCGACUCAGCCCAAAGUAAUCGGCCGAAAAUGGAAUCCCCGUAACUUCAGGCUACCACUUGUCCACCCACCUGGGGUGGAAUCGAGACACCGCAUUUCAGUCAAUGAAUCCGGGCAUAUCUCGGCAAAGAUGCCUGCGGAAGCGAAACAUCCUACCCACCUUGCUUCUCCCUCAUCCAUUAUCCCCGGGAUAUCCCAACGUGUCGAGGUCCCAGGGUACCCUAUCACACCCGUAGAACCCAGGACUUCAGCUUCCAGUCCGCCACAAGCCGAGCCAAACGAAGAGGAUGUAACCAUGGGUUCCCCGAACUCAGGACCAGUGGACAACAACAAGUCAUCCUUCUCGGAAAUACUCCACACGGAAGCGGAUCCAUCCAGCGAUUCUGACAUCGAAGUCAUUGAGUCCCCAAUGGACAAGCUAAUCCAUCGCAAGCCACGGCACCACUCCCCGCCCCCCUCGCCGAUCAUCAUAUCGGACUCGGAGCCUGACAGGACAGCAUCCAGCGAGACUGGAUUGCUCUUUGACCCAUCCCCUGAAUUGCACCCCGCCCGUGGCACCUGUGACGACAGCGGCCAACCCAUUUCCGACUUUUCCGAGGGAGUGCAGCCUACCCUUCAGCGUGUUAUAGUCUCCGAUGGCCAACAAAACUGGACCCGGUUGCCGUAUCUGUUUCAGGAAGGUGAACACCCUGAGGACCUUAUACCUCCUGGGGCUCCGCUGGCAGCUCGGCCAGAGGACUGGGACCCAUUGGUUAGGGGAGGUGGACUGGUUGCUAUACCCGAGGACAUUACAUUGGCGGGAAAUGAUUCCAAUCACGUUGCUGAACAUACUUUGGAAGAGAAUGGCAUCCGGUAUUUGCAAAACGAUUUUGCGGACCGGGUUGUCUCGACCAUGGAGUCCGCACCGAUGGGGAGGAUGUAUACAUCCCCGGCUGAGGCCACCGCUCCUCUUGAUCCUUUUCAUAAUCUCUGGACCAGGGACAGUGGGCAGCCUCUCCAAUGGCCUCGUAAUGUAGUCGGCCCUUCUUACAGCGGCCGAGCUCCCACGGCCUUGUCGGAACUGCUCCAUCAGCGGACGAUACUGGAAUCGCGAAUCGAAUCCUUGGAGCAGGUCAGGCGGUCCAACGCCCUCAAUAUAGCAACUGUAGGAUGGGUUCUGUCAUAUUACAACUGUGCUCAGUGGCCUCAGCCACCUCAGCAGUGACAAUGUCCUUAAUACUCCAUUUGUAUGAUGCACGUAUAAUACUAUCUGCUCUAUGUAUGUCCAUGAACCCUCUAUAUGGAUGUAUUCCAUAGAGGCUAGGUAGGGUCCAGGUGCAGUAAUGGCAAAUUUGUGAGAAUUGGA